Molecule: messenger RNA, 241 nt
Organism: Staurois parvus
Lineage: Eukaryota; Metazoa; Chordata; Amphibia; Anura; Ranidae
Source: the annotation of a GenBank genome assembly
UAUAUCAAAACAGCAAAAAAAAAAAAUCUACUGAAUUACCUAAUUGCCAUCAGGGGCGGACUGACAACUCAUGGGGCCCCCGGGCAAAAAGGGGAUCAUAGGACCCCUGUGUCCUUGCCCAAACUCAAAAAAGCCUAUGAAAAAGGUACCAGGGGCAUCUCAUGGGGCCCCCUCCUGACCCCGGGCCCUCGGGCAGUGCCCGAGUUUCCAAAUGGUCAGUCCGCCCCUGAUUGUCAUAUUA